This is a messenger RNA of Dicentrarchus labrax (European seabass), 3712 nucleotides long. It is a transcript of the gene rinl, whose product is annotated as Ras and Rab interactor-like. Gene Ontology annotation, cellular component: endocytic vesicle; cytosol. The coding region runs from base 553 to 2973 and encodes 806 amino acids. The transcript is spliced from 11 exons. The record is from RefSeq and is a predicted model, not a curated record. NCBI's taxonomy places the organism in Eukaryota, Metazoa, Chordata, Actinopteri, Moronidae. Gene Ontology annotation, molecular function: small GTPase binding; guanyl-nucleotide exchange factor activity. Gene Ontology annotation, biological process: vesicle-mediated transport.
AUCUGUCAGCGAUACACAGUUGUGAUCAUUUUCAGGACAACUGUUCAGUUUUUACCAUUCAUCAUUUCUGAGCAGAACACAGAAAGAGUGCUGCAGAGAGAAAAUAUAGGUACACCUAGCUCUUUAGAGAACAAGAUGUCUAUUUUGACUUUGAGCUGGGUUAACCACAUGCAGAACUCAGGGGAGGGGAGGGCGAAGAAGGUGCCUUGAUGAAAGAUCAGCUGAACAGUUUCACAUUGAAAGUGCAUUAAAUGCCAGCAUGUGCCGUUGACAGAAGAAGACAAACGUGGCAGCCGUACGACGUUACUUGCAUUUUGAAACACAACAUAUUCUGCACAUCACACCAGGAAAUGUCUUGAGGAUGUUAUGUGAGCUUCCUUUUUUUAGCUAUGUUGGUAUUUUGAGCUCUUGAGCAACAUUUUGUACCGUUCAGAAAGGAAGGAUUCAAGAGAGAGAAGAUUGCAACAUGCGGAGUGUGCUAAUAGUGUGAAGGAGAGAAGAUACAUGAAGUGACCGACACAUACGGUUACACAUGCACAUAAACGUGUCCAUAUGUCUGUGUCCAGGGCGGUUCACAGUUCAGUCAAUGGGACCACAGCCAUCCCAUGGAGGAGCAGGAGUAGACUGUCGCUGCUAGAGCAGCUGAAGGGCUGUCAGAAGGCCUGGUGCCCCGGGUCACCCUGGGAUAGGGAGGGGGCCCACGCUGCUAUCUGUGGAGCACCUGCUGGGAGUUUCCUGGUUGUUCAGGACUCUGCAACGUCCCAGCCGAGCCUGCUGUGUGUGUCUGCUGGAGGGGAGAAUGAAGCAGUUCUUGACUAUGAUAUCAAAAGCACUGGCACAGUCUUCCAACUGUCUGAGUCUCGUCUUUCCUUCUCUGACUUGGCUCAGCUCGUGCUCUUCUACUCUCUGACCAGGGAUGUGUUAGCCGUUUGUCUUUACAUUCCUCACUGGAUCUACAGUGUAACUGAGAAGGAAAGAGACCGCCUCUCUCAACUUGAGCCCAAUACGUGGCUCUGCACACCGCCUGACCAACAGACUGAUGAUAUGGCCCACAGGGAGCCAAGCAACGUAAUGUGCUCCAUACAGCUGACUUCCACCAACGGGGCACUGUGUAUAAUCAAUCCCCUCUACCUUCGUGAACAUGGAGAUGAGUGGCUGACCCACAAGGCAACUGCUAUACAGCGCGGCGCACAGCCGUCCAAUUACAGACGAGAGCGACGCCUCAGCACCACCAGAACAUGGUCAGGGGCGGGGUUACAAAGUAAACGAGCCAUCUCAUUGGACCAGGAUUCCUCUGCUGCCAGUAUGGAGAGCUCUGGUCUUAUCAGAGCCAAGUCAGCUGAUUCACCACAAUGCCCCCCAACCCAGUCAACACCAGCUGCUCCAGCAGGAGUGGUUCUAAGAAGGCCCAGCAGAGAUUCUGGCUCCAGCCCCCCUCACAGAGAGAGCACGGGGAGCAUUCCUUCAUCUACUCCAUCCACCCCUGGAGGUUUAAAUAGCACAUCGUUUGAGCUGCAGCACCAUGGCAGCCCCAUACCUCAGUCCCCUCACAGGGUGUCCUGGAUUGAAGAUGGAGUCUGGUUGCCCCCACCGAGGCCCUCCUCUUUGCUCCAGCCCCCGUCGCUGGAGCUGGACUCUCUGUCGAUCAGCAGCAUAGAGGAAGAGCAGGAGUUGCAAGUGCAGAGCCCUAACCUGCACCACCCGUCUGCACACAGGUUGGCUGAUAAGGUCAUAAAUCGGCUCUCAGCGGUGGGUCAGGCUCUCGGUGGGCUGGUAAGUCAGAAGAAAAGACUUACCAAUCGUGUGCAAGAGUUGAGUGACCGUAAAGGUGGGGCGUUUGCAGAAGCUGUGAAAGGAUUUGUGGAGAUGACACUGAAGAAAGGGGCUGAACCCGGUGGAGUCAGGGGGUCAGAGUUCUUACAGGAAGUCAGGUUAUCGCUCACGUCACUGAGGGAGACACUGUUGGACUAUCCAGAAAUCCAGGCAUUGUUGGACAGCAUUAGUGACUUAAAUGACUCAGAGAUCGACGCCCUGGUAGAGCUUUCCCUCCACAAGGUGGGUCUGAAGCCUGUCUCUGCACACCUCUACUCAUGCAUUCAUGCAUCCCGGACCGAAGAUGGCACCUUCCAGCGCCUCCAGAGCAACCUGCGUGUGCUAGAAAAGAAAGGGAUGGAGGAGCUAGGGGGCUCGGCGGGAGUUGGAGUUCCUGACUCUGUUAUCCUGGAGCGGAUACAGCAGAGGUGGACUAGUAUGCACGAGGCCUACUCCCCGAACAAGAAAGUCCAGAUCCUGCUCAAAGUCUGCAAAAGCAUCUAUCACAGCAUGAGUGCUAAUGCGAGCUCAGGUACUGUGUUUGGAGCAGAUGAUUUCCUGCCCUGCCUGACAUGGGUACUGCUCCGUAGUAAUGUGGUCACCUUACAGCUGGACACAGACUACAUGAUGGAGCUACUGGACCCCACACAGCUACAGGGAGAGGGUGGCUACUACCUUACAACUUUAUACGCCUCUCUUUACUACAUCAGCAGCUUCCAGCCACGAUUGGCUGCUCGUCAGCUCAGUGUCGAAGCCCAACACUCUCUUAACCAAUGGCAUCGCAGGCGCACCCUGCACUGCAACCAAUCGCGUCGCAGCAAGCACAGACGGACCAUUCGCAGGCAGCCAUGUCGGGACCGGGGUUCGCAGAACUCUGAGACAGAAACUGGGAGUAAAGAGGAAAGUGUGAAAGAAUCUGAUUCUGUUAAUGUUGAUGAGUCACAGCAGCAGACAGAAAGCACCACAGAGGCUCCUCAGCUGCUGAAGGAAGAGACCAGCGGAGAACAAGGAGCUGAGGACGAAUCACAGACGUCCAUUCCAGCACCAGACUGUAAUCAGCAAGACGUGAUAAGGAGCAAACAGGAAGAGAGACUGACUCUAUGUGCAGCAGGAGAAGAGGACCACAGGGGGUUGCAAUGGAGAGAAGAAGAACUGACCUGAGUGGCCACCUGUCAGCCACACAUUUUAAGGCCAUUUAGACAGUCAUAUUACCGAAAAAAUGCUCAAACCGUCCCAUAAGCUGCCACAUAAACCAACAGCAUGUCCCGCCUUGCUCAGUUUCCUCCUCUAUAGAGGCCAAAGCUUUUCAUUUGUGUCAUUAACACACUGUAGUUGUGGUACUAUACUGAGGCCUGAGUUAGUCGUUUCCAACCUGGGGGGUGUGACUCCUCCAAGGGUCCUAAGAUAAAUGUUAAGGAACUGUUUCUUUACUUCAAACCUGGUACAAGUCAAGUCUCCUUCAUUUGAAUCGAUCAUGAGCGAAAAAGGUUUGGAAACACUGGCUUAAGUUAGUACAGAUUAAAUGUCAUAGUUAUAUUAUAAAGAAGAGAAAAGUUUAUAAAAAUGUUGACAUUUGUUCAUUUAUAUCAAUGGACUUAUACUUUGUCUUACAUCUGAUAAUUGAUCACAUUGAUCAAUUAAUAAUAUAUUGCCAGUCACCAGGCGUCUAUCCACCUUUUCCUCAGAAAUGUGGUAAACAUAAGCAAGCUUACAGUAGAAGUUAUUUGAUGCGGGAGGUCUGUCACCUUAUAAAGAUAGUUCAUUUAUUGUGGCUAUUCAAUUUUGUAUGAGAUGGAAUUCUUUAACUUGAUUAAUUUAAACGUAUGUCUUUUUUUUUAUCUAUUAAUAUUAAAGUAACAAUGUGUUGAAAGAUUAAAUUAAUAAAACUGUUUUGCUCAUA